This is a messenger RNA of Tachysurus vachellii, 1630 nucleotides long. It is a transcript of the gene gpr78b, whose product is annotated as G protein-coupled receptor 78b. The record is from RefSeq and is a predicted model, not a curated record. NCBI's taxonomy places the organism in Eukaryota, Metazoa, Chordata, Actinopteri, Siluriformes, Bagridae. Gene Ontology annotation, biological process: adenylate cyclase-activating G protein-coupled receptor signaling pathway. Gene Ontology annotation, cellular component: membrane. The transcript has 3 exons. Gene Ontology annotation, molecular function: G protein-coupled receptor activity. Bases 348 to 1367 code for a protein of 339 amino acids.
UCGCACUGAGAGAGACGCAGAAAGGAGAAGAGAGGAGUCUUGGGAGGUCGUACUUUAUGCAGCGCCAAACUAUAACGGAUCGGAUAGAACUGUGUCUGAAAUGCAUUGUUUAAGAGAUUUACGCGCGACUUUUAGGAGCUUUGGGAAUUAAAACGAGACGCGCGCUCUUGCGGUUCAGAACGCUGGACAGCGAACUCAUCUUGCGCUUUCUUACACUUUUUUGGAGUUGAUAUAUGCGCUAUUAUAAGGAGAUUAAAAAGGGUAAACUCAUGAGGAAUCAUGGAUGUUCCCAAAUGUUUCCGAUCACCGGGCUUGGGUGCAACUCAACGAGACUUCUAAAGUGAGACAUGGACUUGGCGGAGAUCCUGCUAGCACUUUUCAUCGUCGUGGUUGCGACGGUCUCCUUGUUGUCCAACUUGCUAGUUUUGCUAUGUUUCGCGCACAGCAGCGAGAUACGAAGGCAGGUGCCGGGCAUUUUCACGACGAACUUGUCCUUUUGCAACCUGCUCAUCACCGUGCUGAACAUGCCGUCGACGCUGGUCGGGAUCGUAAAGGACCAGCAGCCUUUCGGGGACUGCCUGUGUCGCGCGGUCAGCUUCCUAGACACAUUCCUGACAGCCAACGCGAUGCUAAGCAUGGCGGCGCUCAGUAUCGACCGCUGGAUCGCCGUGGUCUUCCCGCUGAGCUACUCGAGCAAGAUGCGGUGCCGGGACGCGCUGCUGAUGGUGUGCUACGCGUGGCUCCACUCGCUCGCCUUCUCCGUGGUGGCGCUGCUGCGCUCCUGGCUCGACUACAGCCGCGCGUACGCAUCCUGCACCUUGCGCCUGAACGCCGAGAGCUCCCGCACAGAUUUCGCCGCCUUCACCGUGGCCUUCCACGGCGCCAGCUUUAUGCUCUCGCUGCUCGUGUUGUGCGUGACUUACUUAAAAGUGCUCAAAGUCGCACGCUUUCAUUGCAAAAGGAUCGACAUUAUUACCAUGCAGACGCUCUUCUUGCUUGUUGAUAUACACCCAAGCGUUAAACAACGUUGUUUGGCCGAGCAAAAGCGGAGGAAACAGCGCGCGACUAAGAAAAUCAGUAUAUUUAUUGGAUCAUUUAUUAUUUGUUUCGGUCCCUAUGUUAUAACCAGGCUGACAGAGCUUCUUCCCUUUGUGGAUAUCAACCGAUACUGGGGUAUCAUCAGCAAGUGCCUAACAUACAGCAAGGCAGCUUCAGAUCCCUUUGCAUAUUCCCUCUUGCGCCAACAGUACAAGAAAGUGCUUGUAACAGUGACCAAUCGGCUAUUGAAACGUGAUUUACACCCUUCCUCUGGACACAACAGCUCACUGGACACAGAAAAUGACUACUGUCUCCAAAGAAUCAGCUAAUGACAUUUUCCUAACACUGCAACAAGUAAAAAUUCUAAUGCUUAGAUGUAUGAGAGAGACAAAAAGUGGGAAAGUGAUUCAGAGAGAGAGAGAGAGAGAGAGAGAGAGAGAGAGAGAGAGAGAGAGAUUAUCAAUUAAAUUUAGAUGGAGAUGCAGACUGUUUGAUGCACAUGAAGAUAUAUGGACUGGACAGCAAUGAUUAAUGUGGACAAAGGCAAUAUGUGACUAUGUGGCCAUGUGCUCUGUUCACAACACACACACAC